Sinocyclocheilus anshuiensis is the source of this 663-nucleotide messenger RNA. RefSeq lists its product as uncharacterized. The record is from RefSeq and is a predicted model, not a curated record. The coding region runs from base 1 to 663 and encodes 220 amino acids. The transcript has 3 exons. Lineage: Eukaryota; Metazoa; Chordata; Actinopteri; Cypriniformes; Cyprinidae.
AUGGCCUCUAGUAAUCAGCAACCAGUGCAGACUGGCUCCCAGUCCAGUGGCCAACACAGGACAAUCCUGACCUCAAGUUUUGGCCAGCAGUCAGUUCAAGCCAGUUACCAGUCUUUUUCCCAGCCCAGUAGCCCAUUGUCAGCACAAACCAGGUACCAGGAUGUGUCCCAGCCUAGUGGACAACCAGGAAAAGCUCUUUACCAGGCUCCAUCACAACCCAGCGGCCUGCAGUCAGUACAAGCCGGCUACCAGUCAGCUAAAGCUCAUUACCAAUCUGUGUUCCAGCCCAGUAGCCUGCAGUUAGCACAAGCUCGCUACCAGUCUGAGUACCAGCCCAGCAUUGAACAACCAGGACAGGCUCAUUACCAGACUGUGUUACAACCAAGUGGCCUGCAGUCAGCACACAGCAGCUACCAGUCAGCUAAAGCCCGUCAUCAGUCUGUGUCCCAGCCAAGUGGCUUGCAAUCCGCACAAGCCAGCUACCAGUCAGUGCACUCCAGGUUUCAGGCACCAAUUUAUAAGCCCACAUCUCAGUUGGCCCACACUGGGUUUCAGCUCUCUAUGCCAGAAGAGUCAAGUUUCCAGUCUCUCUUCAGUCUUGAUUCCCAGCCCCUGGAGCAACUGUUUAGAGACCAGGACAAAGAUCCCUCUGGUCAAAAGUAA